CACAAUCUUUAAUGUUCGCGUCUAACGACAAAGAGGGGUGAAAUUUUGAUCUCAGCGCCGACACCUUCAAGUUUUCUACGACUCUUUCAGACCUGACCAUAAAUUCGCCCGGCAUGGCGGUCAGUACUGAAUCGUUUCUGCACCUAGCGCGACCUCUUGCGCCAGCAGUCAUUGGAGUUCAGCCUACUACAGCCCCUCUAAAUGUUAUACUUCAACCACAAGCUGUCUUCUCGAUCCUCGAUCAUGCGAUACGACGCGAUAUCAGGGAUACCCAAUCAACACGAGUGAUUGGAGCUCUUUUAGGUAUCCGCUCUGAGGAUGGCAUGGAGGUGGAAGUACGAAAUUGCUUUGCAAUCCCACAUACCGAGAACGAGGAUCAAGUCGAGGUCGAUGUUGAGUACCAGAAGAAUAUGCUGGCAUUACAACUAAAAGCCAACCCCCGAGAGGUGUUGCUGGGAUGGUACACCACAAGCCUUGAGCUCAACAGCUUCAGUGCCUUGAUCCAGAACUUCUUCGCCAGCCCAGAGACAGGAACCUUCCCUCACCCCGCUGUGCAUUUGACCGUCUCUACUGAAGCUGGAAAGGAGAUCGACGCGAAAGCAUAUAUCAGUGCUCCCGUCGGGGUCAACGCCGAGCGUGCAGCAGAAAGUUGUCUCUUCAUACCAGUCCCUUACGAGAUCCGAUAUGGCGAAGCUGAGAAGAGCGGUCUUGAGUUAAUUUCAGGUGCGAAGGACAGUGAGAAUCGUGCAGCACCGGUAGUCUCGGAUAUCGAGGGGUUGGAAAGAGCAGUGGAUCAGUCAAUUGACCUUCUCGAACGGGUGUCAGAGUAUGUCAGCUCGGUUCUAGACGAAGAACGAGAGCCGUCCAAUGCAUUGGGACAGUUCCUCAUGAAUGCUCUAUCAUUGGCGCCAAAAGUCGAUGCUCAAGACAUUGAGCGUGACUUUAACAAUCAUAUCCAAGAUGUGCUUGUGGUCUCGUAUCUUGCAAAUACAAUCCGCACCCAGAUCGAUCUAUCUCAACGACUAGCAACCGCUACGCUUACUAUGGGAGGCUCGGACGCUUUAGCAGCAACUGGAGGUGGAGAAGGUGGAGGAGACAAAGGACAGCGUGGAGGACAGAGAGGUGGCAAGCGUGGUGGUGGCGGACGGGGUGGAGGGGGACGAGAACCUAGGGAACCAAGAGAGCCUGCUGAGUAAUGAUAGUCAUGACUGAAAAUAGUUUUUCGUUUUGACUGACUCAGCUGUGCAUUUCUUCGCAUUGUACAGGAAUGGAAAAAUUGGCGUUGGGGUUGGCUCGGGAGCCUUUCGCAUAGAAUACCGUUCUUCACACAAACAUGGUCUUCCAACAUUAAAAUCACAU
Mollisia scopiformis is the source of this 1359-nucleotide messenger RNA. RefSeq names its product Mov34-domain-containing protein. Gene Ontology annotation, biological process: translational initiation. The transcript is spliced from 2 exons. The record is from RefSeq and is a predicted model, not a curated record. Gene Ontology annotation, molecular function: translation initiation factor activity; translation initiation factor binding; metallopeptidase activity. Gene Ontology annotation, cellular component: eukaryotic translation initiation factor 3 complex, eIF3m. Bases 114 to 1196 code for a protein of 360 amino acids. Lineage: Eukaryota; Fungi; Ascomycota; Leotiomycetes; Helotiales; Mollisiaceae.